Molecule: messenger RNA, 2177 nt
Organism: Pyricularia grisea
Lineage: Eukaryota; Fungi; Ascomycota; Sordariomycetes; Magnaporthales; Pyriculariaceae
Exons: 3
Coding region: 250-2172 (640 amino acids)
Molecular function (GO): catalytic activity
Source: RefSeq, a predicted model, not a curated record
CUCUGGAAAGAACUAACAAAAAAAAAAAAAACCGCUCACUAUCCUCACAUUCUUUUUCUGUGACGAUCUGGGUUCGAUAAAAGCCCUAGGCGUUUUGCUUCUGUUACGCCUUGCAUUGCGGUGAUACACUAUAUUUUCUUCGCCCGUCUGGUCAAGGCAAAUAAUCCGAUCUUUGGCUUUUGUUUCCCCCCAUUUUUCUUUUUUCUUGUUCCAAACUAGGAUAUUGCAUUUUUUUAUUUUUUUUUUACGAUGGAGGCCACGAAGCAUGUCCGGCGUCGCCGGUAUCUUAACGAACCCGACGCAAUUGACAGGACACGAUGGGAGGCGAUUCCAAAAACGGCCCCGGUGCGCAAAGGGAACAAUCCCGUCCUCAAAGGAUGGAUCCUUGCGGUCUGCGCAUUUUUAAUGGAAAACCUGCGCUUCUUGCGAGAGAUGGCAUGGCACAACGCCGGUUUUGGCUCCCUUCGCAAUUUGCGCCGCAUCUUUGAGGAUUACGAGCCGCUGUUUGAGCCCACAGUAAUACCACUGCCGGAUGCGGCGGGGAAUGAAAUGACCAACGGCAAUGACGUACCAGUCGAAUUUGCACCACAGGAACCACCAACUUCACCAAAAGAAAAGGCUGCCCGCUAUUACUCCGCCGCAGACUAUCGCGCCCUGUUCCUCUCGGGCGAACUGACACCAACCGACGUCGCAAAUGCCAUUUUACCCCUAAUCCGGCGCGACACGUCACCUCCAGGCCGGCACUCGGUCGCAUGGUUUAAUGUCAGGGUGGAUUUUGUCCUGCGAGCCGCCGAGGAGUCCACACGCCGAUACCAAAACAAGCAAUCGCUCGGCCCUCUGGACGGCGUCCCCACGGCUAUCAAGGAUGAGUACGAGAUGGAUGGCUAUAUAACCUCUCAUGGCUCCCGCAAUGACUACACCAGCAAGGACGUGGACCCGGAGACGGGGCUCAACACCAACUGGUGUGUGCGCAAGCUGGAGGAGGCGGGCUGCGUGGUGCUGGGCAAGCUGUCCAUGCAUGAAUUCGGCCUUGACACCACAGGCAACAACCCCGUUUUCGGCACGCCUUUGAACCCACACAAUCAGGGGUACUACACGGGCGGCAGCUCUUCAGGGUGUGGUUAUGCUGUGGCGGCGGGGCUGGUGCCCUUCGCCAUGGGCAGUGACGGCGGCGGUAGCAUCCGCAUCCCGUCGGCGCUCUGCGGUAUCGUCGGUCUCAAGCCCACCCACGGCCGCCUGUCAUGCCUCCCGACCCAGAACCACUGCAACACGUGCUCGGUGCUGGGCCCGCUGGCCGCCGACGUCCGGACCCUAGCGACCGCCUACUCGGUCGUCGGUCAACCACACCCCACCUCGCUCUUCCCGCCACUCCCUCCCGCCCCGGCCCUCCUACGCUCACCCUCCCCAGCCUCCCCGUCGGCCAAAACCCUCGCCGUCCCGAGCCAGUGGUUCUCCCGUGCCGACCCCUCCGUCCAGACGCUCUGCCGCUCGCUGAUCCAGCGCCUCGUCGACCAGCGCGGCUACCGCGUCGUCCCCGUCGACCUCCCGAUGCUGAGAGAGGGGCAGAUCGCGCACGCCAUCGUCGUGCUGACGGACGCCUCGACGCUCCUCCCCGACACAAAGGGCCUGACGCCCGGCAACCGCAUCCUGCUCGCGCUCGGCCGCACCACGACCGCCGUCGACGUCCUCCUCGCGCACAAGCUCCGCCGCAUGCUGGUGGCGCUCCUCGCGCGCCUGUGGCGGGACACGCUGGGCCCCGACGCGCUGAUCCUGACCCCCACGACGGCCUGCGCCGGCUGGCCCGUCAGGGAUCCCGCCGCGGAGCUCAAGUACGGACUGAACGAUGGGGACACGACCCUCGCCAGCAUGGAGUACGUCUGGAUGGCCAACUUCUGCGGCCUGCCGGCCGUGAGCGUGCCGGCUGGAUUUGUGGUGCCCGAGGGAUCGGUCGGUGCGGGUAGGCCCGUUGCGGACGGGGAGGAGGUCGAGGGUAAGGUCCCGGUUGGCUUGAUGGCGAUGGGCGAGUGGGCGAACGAAGAUGGGCUGUUGAGGUUUGCCGUCGACGCGGAGGAGGUCGGGGAAGGGUUGAAGACUCGGCCUGGGAUUUGGGAGGAUGUUUUUGAGCUGGCGAGGAGUGCCAAGCAGAAUGGAGGACGGGAGGUUGUGGCUUAGGGUGG